CGAGUCGCGAGUUGGUGGGCUCGCUCGGUGGUCUGUUCGCCAACGCCGCUUUCUCUCAAAGAACCGAACCGUAACGCCAUGUCGGACCGAGUGCCGAAGACGUUUGCGAGCAUGUGAAAUGUCCACCUAGCGAAGGAAGAUGUUCUCCUUUGGGAAGAAGUUGCUGAUCUUGUGGGUCGCCGGACUGCUUUGGUGCUCGCUGCUGGUCGAGUUUGCGUCGGGAGCGUCCUUUUAUGGCGACGGCUUUGUACAGCUGAAGGCAACAGAGUCGUCGGACCAUAAUAAGCUCCGCGUCCGCUUCCGAACUUCUAGUACCGAUGGCCUGCUGUUUCUCGCCGGCAGCCAGAGCGCCUACUUUCUGCUAGAACUCAAUGCCGCUCGCCUGCAGCUGAAACUGGACUUUGGAUCCGGGGAGCAAGUAUUGCAGUCUGACAGAGCCACGCAACUCAACGACCUCGCCUGGCAUUCGGUGGACAUCAUCCAUUUUAAGCGCAACGUCAAUCUGACAGUGGACAAAAACUCCCACACAAGCGCAAAGAUCCCGGGCUCUCAUCAUGUUCUCAACAUCUUAGAUGGUAUCUACGUGGGAGGUUCGGGUGGCCUUGACAGACUUUACCUCCCUAGAGACCAGACAAGCUUUCGAGGCUGCAUGGAGGACGUCAUCUUCAAUGAACACGACUUGCUGUCAUCCUUGAGGCCUUACACAGGAUUCAAGACUGUUCAUGAAGUAUCGCUAGGUUGUAGUCCCCAGUUUUUUGCCACCGAAGCGGACCCCGUUAGCUUCUUUAGCUCCAGAGCCUACAUUUCUCUUCCUCUUUUAAAUGGUCAGCAAGAAACUGUGUUCGAAUGUGCUGUACAUACCUCAGCCAGCGAGGGUAUAGUCCUCUAUUACUCUGCCAAAGAGGGCGACUUUGCGGCAUUGGAGAUUAAAGACGGCUCGCUGGUGGCUAUCGUCGGAAGAGGCGGGAGCAAAAUCGAGCUUCGUUCACUUACGUUUAUCAAUGACCGGAAAUGGCACGCUAUCAAGAUGCGCUUGAAUUCCAAAACGCUCGAGCUAACGGUCGAUGGAGAAAAUGUGAAAAGCAGCGUCGGCUCUCGAUCAAAGGGACUGCAGUUUAAAGGCUACGCUUUUAUAGGAGGCAUCGAUGACAGCACCAGAUCAGAAGUCCGAAAGGUCGGGUUGGUGUCUUUGUCAGGAAAACGAAUGCGUGGAGGCUCUUUCAAAGGAUGUAUGAAGAACAUCCAAGCGAACGGAGUGAAGGUGGGGCUCGUCAAUGCAAUCGUCACAAAGGAUAUCUCAGUUGGCUGCGAACCUGAGAAAGAACCAGCGUUAUUGACCACCGCGAGUCCAACAAAUGCCCUGGAAUCCCUGUUUUUCUUGGUAACUCCAACACCGUCUCUGCACAUGUCAACGCUUGCGAGGGGUUUGGACAGAAGGUACGGCUCCAAUUUUGUGAGGUUAAAACCCCUUACGGUUGAAGAAGGAGGUCGAGCGUCUCUUGACGCCAAACACAUCAAGAUACUCUUGGAUUUCAAGACGCUCGGUAUUCGUCAGUCUCAGAUCGUAUUCCAAAUUCAAGACCAGCCAAUACGCGGUCAGAUCAGGCUCGACGUGGAUCCGGACCAACCUCAGAAUACUUUCAGCAUGUUAGACCUUUGGCACGAACGAGUAAUGUACAUCCACGGAGGUUCCGAAGAUCCGGAUGACUUCUUCACGUUUUCGAUAUUUUCCAGCAGUCGGAAAGAAGUUCCGGAGUAUCUCAAAGGUGAGAAAUUGUAUCGCUUCAACAUUACAGUAACGCCAACCAAUGAUGCCCCUGAGUUGAGUCUCCCUGAGGGAAAUCUUUUUGUCUUGUUGGAAAACUCCAAAAAACGCCUCACCACAGAUGUUCUGAAGGCUACGGACAUCGACAGCAACUAUAGCAAUCUUGUUUUUACCGUGCUUGGGAACCUGAACGCAGACGCGGGGUAUUUAGAACUCGAGAACAACCCAGGAACGUCGGUGACCUCGUUCUUUCACUCAGACCUGCAAGAAUCGAGAGUGUAUUAUGUUCACACGGGCGUUAAAAACUCAAGGAUAGUCCUAAGAGUAAGUGACGGGGAGAAGGUUAGCAACACUGUGGUUUUAAGGGUAAUAGCUGUAGCGCUUGAGUAUAAAAUUGCCAACAACACAGGUCUGAAUAUUAGUCAAGGAGAGAUGGCUGUGAUUGGUUCCGAACAACUGUCUGUGGAAACUAACGCUGUGAAACAAUUGAUUGACAUCCGUUACGACGUCACUGAACAACCGCAGUACGGAGAGCUCCAGAGACUUCACUCAAGUGGCGAAUGGAGGCCUAUUGACUCGUUUUCUCAGAGGCUUCUAGAAAAAGGACGGUUGAGGUAUGUAAGCACAUACCACGAGAUACAGACAUCCAAUGUUUCUGAUCACUUCAAAUGUAAAGUUCACGUAGCUGCAAGGGCUACCACGGAAAUACUUUUCCCAAUCACCGUGCAAUGGGUGCAGUAUAAUUUGGUGAGGAACGUCGUUAUAAACUUGGAUAAAGCUAGGAAAGCAACACUAGACUCGGAGCAUCUGUUAGCUGUAGCAAAAGGUGUGAUUGUCCCCGAUGAAGACCUUUAUUUUCGGGUUCUCACCACACCAAAAAAAGGAAAACUGCUCCUGGACACUACUGUUUUGGCGAAGAACUCAACUUUUAGUCAAAGAGACGUCACAGAUCAAAAGGUCCACUAUGAACUAGUCGACCGGCCUCACGAAGACACGCACGACAGAUUCAAGUUCCACUUGUUUUCCAAACACGCUCAGUCCCAGAACUACGAUUUCCAGUUCGCGAUUAAAGCCGACGUCAACAAUGUUUUCAUCAGGCUUGCCGGACUGCUUCUACAAGAGGGGGAGAGUAAGCUGAUCACCAAAAAUGAGCUGUUCGCAGAAACCUUGCUCACUCAAGAUAUGUACUACACUGUGAUAAGCAGUCCUAAACAUGGAAAACUCGCUCGCAUUACUCAGUCAAAUUCAAACUCCAGCUAUGACAACAUCUUAACCUUCAGCAAUCAAGAUCUCCUAGAAGACCGGAUUCUGUACGUCCACGACGAUAGUGAAACCAUUCAAGAUGAAUUUACUUUCAUCGCCUCGACCACUAGAGGCUUCAAAUCUUUCGUCGCAGAGGACGAAAUUGGCUCCAAGGAAGGAACCUUUAACAUAUCUAUUCAACUCGUCAAUGAUCAGAAACCGGUACGGGUCAUUGAUAAAGUUUUCCACGUCGUAAGAGAGGGACAGAGAUUGCUCACCGUGGACGAUUUGCUUUACCACGACCCGGAUUCUGAUUUCGACGACGGCCAGUUGAUCUACAUCCGUCGCGGAAUCCCUUUGGGAGAUUUAGUCCUAGCAAACGACACCAGUCAUCGUCUGUUUGAGUUCCGCCAAAAGGAUUUAGAGGACAAGAAAGUGUUGUUUAUUCACAGAGGCGCAAGCGUUGGCAGGUUUGUGCUUUUUGUGUCCGAUGGCAAAAACUUUGUUUCGAGUCUUCUUGAUAUCAACGCCCAGGAACCUUUCUUGAAAGUUGCCAACAAUACUGGUUUAAUGGUGCAGAAAGGACAGUCUGUUUCCAUUUCCGCGAGCAAUUUUACCGUCACGUCUAAUCUGGACGUUCGAAGUGACGAAGAAGUCGCUAUUAAGUUGAACGACACGCCUAAGCACGGGAGACUUUACCGGGACGAAAUAGCGGUGGAGUCUUUCACGCUAUCUGAUCUCAAGAACGGAUUCAUCUCGUAUCGACACGAUGACAGUAAACAGCUGUCGGACCAUUUCGACUUGACGGUAACGGCUAAAGAUAUCAACCUUGUGGCGAGGAUCAAUGUGAAGGUUUACCUGGAGAGUCAUCAGAGGCCGCCCAUUUUGCAGCACCGCAACAAUCUCCUGGUAGAAGAAGGAAAACCAGUCAAGAUUGAUGAGACGAAACUUGAAGUGACUCAUGAAGACAACGUGCCAUCUGAGAUUGUGUUCACAGUCAAGGCCGGCCCCUAUCACGGCUUUCUAAGACAUUUUGUGGAACCGGACGAGCGUUACGUCGGAAGCGAGGAGUCUCCUGUCAAGACGUUUACACAAAAGGAUGUUAACAGCGGAAACAUCCAGUACGUGCAGGUGGAACCCGACAAAGUUAACGACACCUUCAUUCUGGAAGCCACCAAUGGAGUCACCGACGUCGGCGACAUUAGCAUAUUGAUUGAUAUCGUACCUCGCCUCAUCCCACUUCAGGUGUCCAAUUUCACAGUGGAUGAGGGCGGCUACAAGGCCCUGACGAUGGAAAUACUUGAAGUCAAAAACCGACAUUUUACUGGAAUCAACUUCCUUUUUAAUGUGACUGAGCCCCCAAAUCACGGGCACAUCGAGCACUCCCGACACCCCGGAGUGCCCUUGACGUCCUUCACCAGGAGGCAGGUGGAGCACGAAUUCAUCUACUACGUCCAUGACAGCAGCGAAACCUUAGAAGACAACUUUACAGUGGUUGCUAAUGACACAGGCCUGAGGAAACAAAGUGAUGCUCGCACAGUGUUCAUUCAAGUUACAGCUGUCAACGACGAGCCCCCUGUUAUUACUGCCAACAGGGUCCUGAGGGUAUGGGUGUCAUCAGUGACAGAGAUCAGCCUGGACGACUUGAGGGCGCAGGACCUCGACACGCCGCCGGAGGAACUCCACUUCUCGGUGACCCCGCCCAGCAAUGGUCACCUGGCCCUAAAGAGUGCCCCCAUGACAGCGGUGCUGAACUUCACCCAAGCCCACAUAGACCAGGGACAGCUGCUGUUUGUACACAAAGGUGCCAUGUCUGGAGGCUUAAACUUCCAAGUCAACGAUGGUGUGAACUAUACUCCCAGGCAAAUCUUCAGUAUCACCGCCAGAGCCUUGGUCCUCAACUUGCUGAAAAAUCGCCCGCUUAAAGUCUUUCCAGGGUCUUCAACGCCAGUUACAAAUGAGGACUUGCAAGUAAUGACCAAUGAUGUCAGCGGUACUUCUAAUCGCACAAUUACAUUUAGUGUAAUCCGACAUCCUAAAAUGGGACGCCUGGUGAGGAAGCUGUCUGAAAAUUCUUCAGUUGACAUAUCCUCGUUUACGCAAGAUAUGGUGGAUCGCAAAGAGGUGCUUUACAUCCAAACCCCUAUUGAGUCAGUGGGUUGGGAGGCCAUGGACUCGCUGACAUUCUCCGUCGCAUCACCGCCGUCGUCUCUGGAGAGUCAGACUUUCAAGAUUGAUAUCUCCUACGAGAAUACGGGACCUGAACAGAGAACAGUUCUUUUGGCUAACACAGGUGCCGAAGUGACAGAGGGAGAAAGCGUCAUUAUUGACAAGUCCAAGCUGGACGCCACGAACCUAAUGUCUAAGCUGCCGUUGCCUCAGCGGAGCGCCAACGAGGUCUGGUUUCAGGUGACGUCGCUUCCACGACACGGCGUCAUCGUCGUCGGUGAGAGAAACCUCACCGAGGAGAAACCCAAUUUCUCUCAAUUUAUCAUCAACAAAUACGGCAUCACGUACAAGCACGACAACUCCGAAACGACCCGCGAUUCGUUCGCCUUCAGUGCGUGGGUAAACCCGAAGGGCAAAACGGCUCAAAGGCCGGUAGACGACAUUGACGUCGUUGAGGAUUUUUUUAACAUUACCGUAGCUCCUGUGAACGAUCAACCGCCUGUCUUAAAGACGAAAGCGCCGAGUCUCACCGUGGUGCAAGGAGAUACAGUUGCCAUUAAGACAGAGAACCUCAAAGUGGAAGACAUGGACAAUCCACCCGAUGAUAUUGUCUUCUCUGUGAUUAGCAAGCCAAACGACGGUUACCUAGCUCUUAUCGGAAGACUGAACGAAUCGAUUAGCACCUUCACCCAAGCGCAGAUCAAUAACGGUAGUGUUUAUUUCAUCCAUGACGGUAGCCCUACCUCGGGGGUGUUUUACUUCAGUGUCACGGAUGGCCACCAUAAGCCAAUUUACAAACUUUUCAACCUCGAUGUGACAAAGUUCACCAUCUCUCUGGUUAACCACACAGGAUUGACGCUUGAGCAAGGCAGUACUGCGGUUUGGCUGAAUCAAGACAACCUCUCUGCCAAGACGAACGGCAGGAACACCACGAUUCACUACCAGGUUACCAGACCUCCAAAAUUUGGAAAACUCUUACUCAACAACCAAGAGGUGUCACAGUUUGAACAAAACGACAUACAGAAUGGACAUCUAGCUUACCACAUGACCAAUCUUUCGUCGCCGGAAGACAGUUUCGAGUUCAGCGCCUUCACUUCCGAAGCUGAUCUAAAGGCACAAGUGUUAAACAUCACUGUCAGUCCUUUGAUCCAAUUUGGCAAAAGCGUAAGGAUGCCCAGUGGAAUUUCUGUCAAAUUGACCUCUGCAUCCCUCGACGCUUCCAAACUAGCCGAUAUUUGCAGUUGCGACCCUGUAUUCGAAAUUAUCUCCCAUCCCGUUUACGGGAAAGCUGUUCGGCCUAAGGCUAAAAAGUGGCGGAAAUCAGAACCGGUGGAGUCCUUCACGUUCCUGGAUGUUACUCAAGAAAAGAUCGCCUUGGAGUUGAAAGCCAACAUGACAGGAGUUGAAGAAUUAAAUGACUCUCUGGUAUUUUUCCUGAAAGCUGAUAGCAUCCAACCUGCUAGAGGGGAGUUCCAUUUUACCAUAGUGCCGUUGGCUGAAAAAAAUCCCUUGGCGACAACAUUAUCUCCCUCUCAGACAACAAUCCAGACUUCUGGAAAUGGAACUUCUUCACCAGAACGUUCCACAGCUGUUGUUCACACCCAGCAACCAAGUAAAAACCAACAGCGCUUCAAAGGACGCAACCGCUGGGGGAAGUCCAACAGAACAAGCAUUUUCAGCACGACUCUCGGCAAACCCACGGCAGGAACCGAUUACUUCCCCUUUUUGAACACCCCAGUCCGUGUGGAAUCCUACCCGCAAAAAAGCUCCAGCCCUCUUCUGGUGAUCUUACCGCUGCUCGCCCUGCUGCUCCUGGUGAUCAUUUUCGUGGUGCUCGUCGUUUUUCUUCGACACCACCGGCGACGGAAGCAACGAACGCCGAAGGAGGCGCCUCCCGCCGGUUUUCCAGACGGUUAUUCGUACCAGGGUCAGACUCAGAGGAGCGCCACCGUUCCCACGGUCACCGUUACCCCGUUAAACCCCACCAGCACAGGCAGCCCCGCUCUCAGUCACUUACUGGUACGGAAUCAGCAGUCAUACAACUACAACGGUGUCGAUUCAAACAUUCUUAUAAGCUCUUGGAGUAGCGAUUCUCCAACUACGUCCUUGCGGAUGAUACAAACUCCCACUCCUUCUCUUCAGAGGAAUCAGUAUUGGGUUUGAACGCAAAACUGUUGGAGAGAACUGUCCAAAACGUCUUGAAAGUUGAAGCUUCGGUAGAAACCCAAGAUUGUUCAUGAGUAGAGGUCGACCGAUAGGGGAUUUUCAAAGACUGAUACCGAUUUCAAAUAUUUUUUGGGUUACAAUUUAUUUGAAAUCUGUGUCAUAAUGAUGGCGUGACACCUGUUGUGAAUAUGAAUGAGGGCUUACGACGAGGGCCGCAGCUAUCGAAUUUUUAAGUACCAUAUUUUCCGCACUGUAGGUUGCAACUAAAAGCCUUCAAUUUUCUCGAAAGCAGUAACAGUGAACAUAGGGUUUUCCUAGUAUACCUGCUAUUUAUUGGCUGUUAUUGUUAGGUUUUGUGUUGGUUUGCGAGCAGCAAACUUGACAGAAUGACGCAACAAGGAGUGAAAAGAAACUGGGAGCUUAUAUACACACACACAGACAAGGGGUAACGACACAACGAGGAACAGGUGAGCACAGGAGGAUGCAGGUUGGAGGAUAGACUAGGAGGGACAGCAGGUGAAAUCAAUGGGCAAUCACAGUGACAAGUCACACUCAGAGAAAACCAACACAAAACCUAACAGUUAUCGGCCAAUCUUAAAAAAAAAAAAAAAAAAAAAAAAAAGCAAA
Corythoichthys intestinalis (scribbled pipefish) is the source of this 7969-nucleotide messenger RNA. It is a transcript of the gene cspg4ba, whose product is annotated as chondroitin sulfate proteoglycan 4ba. NCBI's taxonomy places the organism in Eukaryota, Metazoa, Chordata, Actinopteri, Syngnathiformes, Syngnathidae. The record is from RefSeq and is a predicted model, not a curated record. The coding region runs from base 140 to 7339 and encodes 2399 amino acids. Gene Ontology annotation, biological process: anatomical structure morphogenesis. The transcript has 10 exons.